CCUCUCGUCUGCUCAGGUCGGGCCGUCGAAGUCGAACAGUCGUCAGUGGAUAGUUUACGAAACCGGUCGCGAUCCUCCUCAGUUCGCGUACGUGAUGUUCCGAUCGUUUGGAAUUAUCAACUGAAGGAAAGUGGAGUCUAGAGCUGUCGCGUGUUGAUUUGGAUUCUACGGUUGCAAAGCCAUUACCAGUUAUCAGGGUCUUCUAUCAGCGAUCAAGUGGCGCGCGAGGCGUAAGAUGUAGUAACAGCAGCAUCCAUCCAGUUGGAAUAUCAGUGUCAGUGCUAGUGACGGUGAAGUUUGUAAUCUGUAGACCGAGGAAAGUGUUCCCUGGUGUUGGGACGUAAUCGAUCGUGAUGUUGUCCUUGAUGGUUCGUUGUUCCUGGUGGAAUCUGAGAUGGAGCUUGGUGUUGAUGGUGAUGGUGGCGAUGAUCAAGGUGGAAUGCGUGCAGCGAUCUUACACAGUUGAUGAGCUACUUCAAAGUACCUUCCCGAUUGGGAUAUCUAACGAUAUUGAUAUGGACCCGUGCAAGUCAAGGGGGUUCAUGGGUGAUAUUGCACUGCCGAAUGUGAACUAUGAGAGUGAAUUCCAUAAACAAAGACUGAGACAAAAAGAGGAGGAAGAGAUGCUAAAAAGAGAGAUCGAGGAAGGUCUACAGGUAGAAGCAGAAGGGCUAACUACGGGGGCAGCACCUGUUUCAACGGGUAGACAUCCUAGCGAUAAGAGAAGUGGUAGUGAGCUCGUGAAUCGAUCACCGAAGAUGAAUGUAAACAAAAGUGUAAAAUACAGGAAACGACACAAUAAACGGCCAAUAAAGGACAGCGAUCGUAGUGACGGUGGAGCAAGAUCAUCGGAUUCUCGGAAAGUGGGGCGGCGAAGUAUGGGUCAUAAACCGAUUACGCCACGUAAAAUGCGACGAUCGAAGGGUAAACAAGCUAAUCGAGUGCUACACAGAUCAACUCGAGCAGCGACGGCAAAAAAGGAACGAAUCUGGGACUUUGGUGUGAUCCCAUACGAGAUUGAUGGUAACUUCAGUGGUAUGCAUAAGGCUCUCUUCAAACAGGCCAUGCGCCACUGGGAGAACCAUACGUGCAUCAAAUUUGUUGAGCGCGAUCCAGAAGUUCAUCCUAACUUCAUUGUGUUCACGGAACGACCAUGUGGCUGUUGCUCGUUCGUUGGCAAACGAGGAAACGGACCUCAGGCGAUCUCGAUCGGUAAGAACUGCGACAAGUUUGGCAUUGUGGUACAUGAACUCGGUCACGUGGUAGGGUUUUGGCACGAACACACCCGCCCAGAUCGUGAAGAUCACGUUGUCAUAGAAAAGCAUAACAUCAUGGUCGGUCAGGAAUACAACUUCAACAAACUCACCGAAGAUGAAGUCAACUCAUUGGGCCAGCCUUACGAUUAUUUCUCGAUCAUGCACUACGCUAGGAAUACGUUCUCCAAGGGCACUUACUUGGACACUAUCCUGCCUGUUGAUAUGCCAGGGCAAAAACGUCCAGAAAUCGGUCAACGCCUGAGAUUAAGCGAAGGCGACAUCAUCCAAGCAAACCUAUUGUACAAAUGCGCUAAGUGCGGCCGCACAUUCCAAGAUCACUCGGGGUCCUUCACGUCCCCUAGCUACUACUCGAAAACGCCUCCCAUCGAACCGGAGCGCUGCGAGUGGCGAAUAACAGCAACUCACGGAGAGCAGAUCGUGCUCAACAUAACCGAUCUGGAUAUUUUCAAGUCCGAUAACUGCCGUACUGAUUACCUGGAGAUUCGAGACGGCUACUGGCACAAGUCUCCUUUGUUGGGGAAGUUUUGCGGGUCAGGUCGAAACAGCAAUCUCAUAGUAUCCACAGGGAGCCGAAUGCUGCUCAAUUUUGUAACGAGUUUCCGUCAGGCUGGUAAGCGUGGAUUUGCCGCUAACUAUGAAGCUGUUUGUGGCGGCGAAAUUCAUCUGGACAGCAGUGGUGGUCGUCUGGAGUCACCGAACUACCCCGCAGAUUAUCUCCCUAACAAGGAAUGCGUUUGGAAGAUUACCGUACCGGAGGACUACCAAGUGGCGAUCAAGUUUCAAUCUUUCGAAGUAGAAAAUCACGAUAGCUGCGCGUACGACUACGUUGAAAUUCGUGACGGGGAUGAGGAAGAUUCUAGAGAGAUUGGAAUCUUUUGUGGUUAUAAGCUGCCACCGGAUAUGAGAUCAUCUGGGAACACCAUGCUAGUGAAGUUCUUUUCGGACGGUUCGGUGCAGAAAGCUGGAUUCUUGGCAACGUUGGUUCGGGAGGUGGACGAAUGCGAACGAAUGGAGCAUAGCUGCGAACAUGAAUGUAUUAAUACGCUCGGUGGAUACGAGUGCGGUUGUCAAAUCGGAUAUGAACUGCAUAGCGAUCGCAAGUCCUGUGAAAAGGCAUGUGGAGGAAUUCUUUCGCAAAGAAGUGGUACCGUCGUUUCACCAUCUUUCCCCAGAGAAUACCCGGCGAUGAAGGAUUGCGCUUGGGAGAUUGUUGCAUCUCGGACGCAUAAAAUUACACUUAAUUUUACUCAUUUUGACUUGGAAGGGAACGUAUUCUAUCAACCAUCGGAGUGCGAUUACGAUGCUGUUACAAUAUAUUCCAGGAUCGGCGAAGAAGCAUUGAAAAAGCAUGGGACGUAUUGUGGCUCGAAACUUCCGCCGGUGAUCACUUCAGAGAGUCACAUUCUUCGGUUGGAGUUCCGUUCGGAUAAGACAGUGCAGAAGACUGGGUUCGCAGCAGUUUUUUUCACGGACAUCGAUGAGUGCGCCGUCAACAACGGAGGUUGUCAGCAUGAAUGUAAGAAUACGGUGGGAUCGUAUGUUUGUUUAUGUCGAAAUGGCUACAUAUUGCACGAAAACGGCCAUGACUGUAAGGAAGGCGGCUGUAAGUUUGAGAUAACAGCCCCAACUGGACAAAUCUUCAGUCCAAACUAUCCGGAUGACUAUCCAGCGAAAAAGGAUUGCAUCUGGCAUUUCACGACCGCUCCUGGUCACCGGAUCAAACUUGUGUUCAGCAUCUUCGACGUCGAGCUUCAUCAGGAGUGCGCGUAUGACAACGUUGCAAUUUAUGACGGUGAUUCCCAGGAUAGCUACAUACUUGGUCGAUUCUGUGGAGCAAAGCUUCCUCAUCCGAUAUCGUCUACAUCGAACGAGAUGUACAUGGUGUUCAACACGGACGCUAGUGUCCAACGUAAGGGUUUCUUUGCUACUCACACCACGGCUUGCGGAGGGUAUCUGCAAGCCACCUACGAAAUCAACCACUUUUACUCUCACGUAAGUUACGGCGAUGGAGUUUAUGAUAAUGGCGUCGACUGCGAGUGGACUAUUGAAGCUGAUCCUGGCCGCAAAGUUCAAUUGACUUUCCUUACAUUUGAUCUGGAAGAGGAGAAAACGUGCUCGUACGAUUACGUUGAACUAGCGAGUGGAUUCGACGAUACCGCCAGCGGACAACUGCAGGGCAAGUACUGCGGUAAUCGUCUGCCAGCGGAGGUAAUUUCGAUGAGCGAAGUCAUUGUCGUAAGGUUCCGCUCCGACGAUACGGUUGGCUUCAAGGGCUUCUCUGCGGCGUACGUUGCCAUCAAUCCAUAUGACGAUGAUGAACUUUCUACGGCCGAAGAUACGUACGAAAGCAAUGAGCAGGCCGCACCGUUUCCGGGUUCGUUAAGAAGUAUGUUCAUCAGUCAGGAUGAAUACGAUGCAGAUGAUGAUGAUGCGGCCGGGGAAGACGAUGCGGACUAUGCUGCGUAUCACCAUCGGAGGCAUCAUCAUAAAAGUAAAGUGCAAUUGGGGGUUCACAACGGGUUGGGAGCGGCUCAAAAGACGACAGAUUGAUCAAUUGGUGUGAUGUUUGUGUAAUAUAGCUAUUUGAUUGAAAUGACGAUGGGGACAGCUAUACUGGAUGAAACGGCCGACACGCAGAGUUCAAACUACGAUACAAAACGAUCCAGUUCCUAGAUUGUUCAGCUUUUUAUUGAUUAACAAAGUGCCUUAUUUCGCCCUACAAGUUUGUAUCAUAGUGAAUUUGUUUACUUUUAGGUUAUGAAAUUGAAUAGACUGAAAUUAGUUGUAAAUACAGAUGGUAGAUUGAAAUUGAAAAACGA
Aedes aegypti (yellow fever mosquito) is the source of this 4096-nucleotide messenger RNA. RefSeq names its product tolloid-like protein 1. The transcript has 2 exons. The record is from RefSeq and is a predicted model, not a curated record. Bases 354 to 3827 code for a protein of 1157 amino acids. Lineage: Eukaryota; Metazoa; Arthropoda; Insecta; Diptera; Culicidae. Gene Ontology annotation, biological process: proteolysis. Gene Ontology annotation, molecular function: metalloendopeptidase activity; calcium ion binding; zinc ion binding.